GGGUCAGAGGAGGCUGCGCGCGCAGCAGGUCGCCGCCAGCCGCCUGCGGACAUGUCCAUCCAGUACGGCGACGAGGAGCCGCUGGCGGGAAGCUUCGGGGCCGUGGACUCCUUCCCCAAAGACUUCGGCUACGGGGCGGAGGAGGCGGACGGCGAGGGCGGGGAGGCGGGGCCCGACACCAAGCCCCGGAUCCUCCUCAUGGGCCUGAGGCGCAGCGGCAAGUCCUCCAUCCAGAAGGUGGUGUUCCACAAGAUGUCCCCGAACGAGACGCUGUUCCUGGAGAGUACCAACAAGAUCUACAAAGACGACAUCUCCAACAGCUCCUUCGUCAACUUCCAGAUCUGGGACUUCCCGGGACAGGUGGACUUCUUUGACCCCACCUUUGACUAUGAGAUGAUCUUCAGAGGCACCGGAGCGCUGAUCUUCGUCAUUGACGCUCAGGAUGACUAUAUGGAAGCCCUCGCAAGACUUCAUUUGACCGUGUCCAGAGCAUAUAAAGUCAAUCCUGAAAUCAACUUUGAAGUUUUUAUUCACAAAGUGGACGGCUUGUCCGAUGAUCACAAAAUUGAGACCCAAAGAGACAUUCAUCAGCGAGCCAAUGAUGACCUUGCUGAUGCUGGUUUAGAGAAACUCCACUUGAGCUUUUACUUAACCAGCAUCUACGAUCAUUCAAUAUUCGAAGCUUUCAGCAAGGUAGUCCAGAAGCUUAUCCCACAGCUGCCAACUCUGGAAAAUCUACUUAACAUCUUUAUUUCGAACUCUGGGAUUGAAAAGGCCUUUCUUUUUGAUGUAGUCAGUAAAAUCUACAUUGCAACAGACAGUUCACCUGUAGACAUGCAGUCAUAUGAGCUGUGCUGUGAUAUGAUUGAUGUAGUGAUUGACAUUUCCUGCAUUUAUGGACUUAAAGAAGAUGGAACUGGAAGUGCUUAUGAUAAAGAGUCUAUGGCGAUUAUCAAACUUAACAACACAACUGUCUUGUAUCUAAAGGAAGUGACCAGGUUUCUUGCUCUUGUGUGCAUUCUGAGAGAGGAGAGCUUCGAACGAAAAGGUUUGAUAGACUACAAUUUCCACUGUUUUCGCAAAGCCAUCCAUGAAGUAUUUGAGGUGGGAGUGAGUGCUCACAGACCAAACAGCCACAUGAAUAUGCAGAACAUGAAGACAGUGACUCACAAUGGUGCACCUAGAGCUGUUGUGUAGCCCAGAUAUGGGAUAAGCAUGACUUUGCCAACCUUCCUGUGAUCCAGAGCUGCUGACAGAGCAGAUGAGGAAAUUCAAACGGAACAUGACCAGACUUGCAUUAAAAGCCUAGAGUGGGCUCUUUCUCUUGAUGAGAAGAACAUUGUGUAUUGAACUUUUUUNGUGGAUUAACGCUAAGCAAUUCUGUAAGAUGUGUCUUUACACUGGGAGGUCUAACUGUCAGUUUUGUGGACGGAGGUUGCAAAGUACUAAACCCAAUAUACAAAUAAUAUUUACAAUGGUUCAGCCUAUGGCAUUUUGAUCUGGUUCGUAAAAGUUUGAUGACUGCAUUGUCCUUUUUUGCUGGCCUGAGUUGUUCAAUACCCUUCCAAGCCACUUUCUCAAAUAAUUUUAUCUUUAUUAUUCUGGUUUGUGGACCCCAGGUGAAAGGCAGGAUGUUAUGGUACUGUGUGCUGCUGCUGCCACCAUUGCUGAUAUUUAAUAAAGAACAAUCGCGUGACCUUCUGUGAAAA
Messenger RNA from Callorhinchus milii (elephant shark), 1709 nucleotides. It is a transcript of the gene rragca, whose product is annotated as Ras-related GTP binding Ca. The transcript is spliced from 6 exons. Gene Ontology annotation, molecular function: GTP binding; GTPase activity. The coding region runs from base 52 to 1197 and encodes 381 amino acids. Lineage: Eukaryota; Metazoa; Chordata; Chondrichthyes; Chimaeriformes; Callorhinchidae. The record is from RefSeq and is a predicted model, not a curated record. Gene Ontology annotation, biological process: cellular response to starvation; positive regulation of TOR signaling; cellular response to amino acid stimulus. Gene Ontology annotation, cellular component: Gtr1-Gtr2 GTPase complex; nucleus; lysosome.